Pelecanus crispus (Dalmatian pelican) is the source of this 1650-nucleotide messenger RNA. NCBI's taxonomy places the organism in Eukaryota, Metazoa, Chordata, Aves, Pelecaniformes, Pelecanidae. The record is from RefSeq and is a predicted model, not a curated record.
CGGUCUUCCAGGCAGUUCACUGAAGGCCCACCAGGCCCUAAGAAGAAAACCAGAUCAAUUGGCUCUACAGUGGAUCAGGGAAAUGAAUCCAUAGUAGCAAAGACAACUCUCAUGGUCCCCAAUGACGGUGGCCCAAUCGAAGCUAUCUCUACUAUCCAGACUGUGCCUUACAGUGUGAGAAGCCGCAGGAAGAGUGGUCCUUUGCAGCCUUGGAGCAGUGAGUCGAGCAUGGGUAGUAAGCAGCUGGAAUCCAAACUGGAGACUGACGGCUCUGCCACUCCACAGAGCAAUGGGGGAGUGAGGCUGCAUGAAUUUGUUUCAAAGACGGUUAUCAAGCCAGAAUCGUGUGUUCCAUGUGGAAAGAGAGUAAAAUUUGGAAAAAUCUCUCUGAAGUGCAGAGACUGCCGUGUGGUCGCUCACCCAGAGUGUCGGGACCGCUGUCCUCUUCCCUGUAUCCCGACCUUGACAGGGACUCCUGUCAGAAUUGGAGAGGGGACCUUGAUGGACUUUGUCCCUUCUACUCCUCCAAUGAUCCCUUCCAUCAUAGUGCACUGUGUUAAUGAGAUUGAGCAGCGAGGGCUGCAUGAGAUGGGCCUUUACCGGAUCUCUGGCUGUGACAAGACAGUAAGGGAGCUGAAAGAGAAGUUUCUUAGAGCAAAAAAUAUUCCUUUGCUCAGUAAAGUGGAUGAUAUCCAUGCUAUCUGUGGCCUUCUCAAGGACUUCCUACGCAGCCUGAAAGAACCCCUUCUCACUUUCCGGUUAAACAAGACUUUUAUGGAAGCUGCAGAAAUCUUGGAUGAGGACAACAGUGUCGCUGCUAUGUACCAAGCAGUUGGUGAACUUCCUCAGGCUAAUAGGGACACUCUAGCUUUCCUCAUGAUCCACCUGCAGAGGGUGGCUCAGAGCCCAGAGACUAAAAUGGACAUUACCAACUUGGCCAAAGUCUUUGGCCCCACGAUAGUGGCCCAUGCGGUACCUGAUCCUGACCCUAUGACACUCCUACAAGACACUAAGCGGCAACCCAAGGUAGUGGAGCGACUUCUGCUGCUGCCUAUGGACUACUGGAGCCAGUUGAUGAUGGCGGAACAAGAAAACAUUGACCCAGCACACGUAAUUGAGAACGUCAAUGCCUGCUCCACUCCACAGACACCAGAUGUUAAAGUGAGCAUGCUUGGACCCCUCACUACUCCGGAACAGCAGCUCUCCAAGACGCCGUCGUCUAGCUCCCUGUCCCAGAGGGUCCGGUCUACCUUCAGCAAAACCACCCCCAAAUUUGGGAGCAAAAGCAAGUCAACAACCCAGCUUGGGCAUCAGGGCAACUUCUUUGCCUCUCCUAUGCUGAAGUGAAGUGGACCUGGGAGUUAGUGUCGUCCUAGCAUUUGCACACCAAUAUGCAUGAGUACAGUAAAUGCAAGUCCUCUCCGUGGCCCUUGGCAGCUUAUGUAAUAAGAUAUUUUUCCUUCUAUCUUUCAGCUUAACUGAGAUUUUUAAUGGGAUUUUAUUGUGCAAUGUAUUUUUAUUAUCUAAUGCUGUGCUGAAUUUAGUAUUGGUGAAGAAAGUAACUAGCAGGAUUUGUUCAAAGCGUUAAUAAAAAACUGCUAGAGGAACUCGCUGACACUUUUCGGUAGCAUCCGGUCUUCUACCCAUAUG